Messenger RNA from Microbotryum saponariae, 1496 nucleotides. The record is from the annotation of a GenBank genome assembly. NCBI's taxonomy places the organism in Eukaryota, Fungi, Basidiomycota, Microbotryomycetes, Microbotryales, Microbotryaceae.
AUGUCGUCCAAAAGAGCGGGCGAUGAGUCAUCAUCCCUCAUCAAGCGCGUACGCAUGGACCAGGACGGCACAGCGGAGGACGACCCGGCGAUGCAGCAGAUCGUCGUCGCCUCGGACGGCAACUCGGCCAACAAGGGCGCGCUCAUACAGACCAUUCGGAGGACAUCCGGGUUACAGGCACCUAUCAUGUGCUUGCAGGUGCGUACGCGUCCGUUGUUUGCGGUGCGGUAUGUUACCCGUGCUCAUCUCUCGCUCUUUCUGCCUCCACAACCCAGGGCCACCAAGGUGAGAUCCUCGACGUCAAGUUCUCCCCCGACGGAGAACACCUCGCUUCAUCUGGGGUGGACCGGAUUAUCUUGUUGUGGAAUGUAUACGGAGAGUGUAGAAAGUGAGUCGAGCUCUGUGAGGCUAGGGCACGUAUUUUUGUCGCAAGCUCACGACGCGCUCUCGCUCCUCGCACUGCCGCCUGCGAUGCUGACCCUGUAUCUCGUGUGAUCAUCUCACCACCACCAGCUGGGGCAUGUUGCGUACACCAAAAGGAGCACCAACCUCGAUCGCCUUUGUCGGCAACGACCGCCUCUUGGCCGGCUCGACCGACCACACCCUCUUCCUCUUCCACCUCCCCACGGGCGAAGUCCAACGUCGGUUCCGUGGGCACACCUCCAUCGUCAACAGCGUCGAUGUGCAACGAGGGGGAGCGGGGAGGGACCUGUUCGCUUCGGGGAGUGAUGAUGGUUAUGUCAUGGUUUGGUCAGAGGACAGCAAGGACGCGAUCGAGGUCGUCGAGCUGGGCUAUCCCGUCACCGCCGUAGGUUCUGAGAUGUGUCCCUACCAUAGGUCAACGCUGAAUGUUCACUGACAUUAUAUACUCAUCAUGCACAGGUCAAAUGGUCCGAGGACGGCCAACAACUCUUCAUCGGUGGCCUCGACAACGACGUCCACGUCUAUUCGCUCGCCUCCAAGUCGGUCAUCUACUCUCUCCGCGCCCACACCGACACCAUCACAUCCCUCUGUCUAUCCCCCUCGAACCCUUCUCACCUUUUAUCAACUGGAAUGGAUUCCGUCCUUCAUCUCUGGUCCGUCGCCCCCUUCGCACCAACGAUCAACGCCUCGAACCCGAGUCUCCACCCUCGCUUGAUCAGGAGUUUCUAUGGCGCUCCCGCGGGGUUCGAAGGGUUGUUGAGGAGGGCGAGUUUCUCGAGGCAUUCGACGCAGCAGGGGAACGGGGGGAGUAUGGUCGCUGUUGGAGGGGCGGAUAGGGCCUUGACGAUUUGGGAUGCCGAGACGGCCAGUAUUCGGUACAAGGUGCGUCGGAGAGCCGGGUGCGAUGGAGAUGACCUGUGAGACUGACUCUUGAAUUUCUCCCGUCGCCUUGAUCUCAGUUACCGGGUCAUACAGGAACGGUGAUCGCGACGGACUGGUCGCCCAAAGAACCCAUCUGCGCCUCAACCGGCGUCGAAGGGGUCAUUUACUUGGGUGAAGUCGCCAGUGUAUGA